AUGAGGAAGAUGGUGGCCAAGUCUGUGGCCCAUCCCAGCUACGACCCCACCACCAAGGACAACGACAUCAUGUUGCUGAAGCUCCUCAGCCCCGUCACCUUCACCGAGAGGAUCCAGCCCAUCCCCGUGGCCUCUUGCCUGGCCCAGCCCGGCACCACCUGCACCACCUCGGGAUGGGGGGCGACCACCUCCCCAGAAGUCACCUACCCCGAGGUCCUGCAGUGCGUCAACGUCACCAUCUUCUCCAGCAGCGCCUGCCAGCGCUGGUACCCGGGCUCCAUCACCCCCAACAUGGUCUGCGCAGGGAACCUGGAGGGGGGCAGGGACUCCUGCCAGGGAAGGGGUGACUCUGGAGGACCCUUGGUCUGCAACGGGAACCUCCAAGGCAUCGUCUCUUGGGGCAUGGAGAUCUGUGGGCAACCCAAGAGACCUGGGGUCUACACCAAGGUCUGCAGGUACUUCAAGUGGAUCCAGGAGACCAUGCAGGACAACCAAUGA
Messenger RNA from Chaetura pelagica (chimney swift), 498 nucleotides. Its product is annotated as kallikrein-14-like. Gene Ontology annotation, biological process: proteolysis. The record is from RefSeq and is a predicted model, not a curated record. Bases 1 to 498 code for a protein of 165 amino acids. NCBI's taxonomy places the organism in Eukaryota, Metazoa, Chordata, Aves, Apodiformes, Apodidae. The transcript has 3 exons. Gene Ontology annotation, molecular function: serine-type endopeptidase activity.